Penicillium nucicola is the source of this 3471-nucleotide messenger RNA. Its product is annotated as cation-transporting P-type ATPase PCA1. NCBI's taxonomy places the organism in Eukaryota, Fungi, Ascomycota, Eurotiomycetes, Eurotiales, Aspergillaceae. Gene Ontology annotation, cellular component: membrane. The transcript is spliced from 2 exons. Bases 1 to 3471 code for a protein of 1156 amino acids. The record is from RefSeq and is a predicted model, not a curated record. Gene Ontology annotation, biological process: monoatomic cation transport. Gene Ontology annotation, molecular function: ATPase-coupled monoatomic cation transmembrane transporter activity; metal ion binding; ATP hydrolysis activity.
AUGGAAGAUGGUUGUGAUAAGGACGGCGCAUCACCAGACAAGGGUUGUCAAGAUGAUUGCUGCCGCAGCGACUCGGCCAACACCAAAGUUGAGGAAGCCCAGAACGAGAAUAACCAUCCUCUGCACCCCAUUCAAUACCCGGCAAAUGCCUGCCAUGACAAAGAGUCCUCUAUAUAUUCCAAACAAUGGACUUAUCCAGGAAAUUGCUGCCAUGAUCAGCCCUCAGAGGCCUUUUGCAACACGGAUGUUCCACACCCUGUUGACUUGGCCCGGGGAGAUUCAGAAGAAGGUCUUGUUAUUGAAGCUAGCGAAGGAAAGAAAAAAACUGGUUUGCGCGCGCAUCUCCCAGAAAGUUCCUCAGGCUCGUUUCCAUUAAGCAACUCUACCCCUACCGAAUUGAAAAUCCCAGAAUGUUGCAGCGGCAUACCUGCCCCCUGCUGCGACGAGACUUGUCUGGAUCGCUUGGCUUUACGCGAGUGUGAUACAGGGAAGGACAUCCCGCAGGUUGAAGUCACCGAACAAGCUGUUUCAUUGAAAUCGGGACUGGAGAAAAGUGAAGCACCCCAACACAGAGCCUGCGAUCAUCAUCGACGUGCUGUUCGCGAACAGUAUGCCACUACACUAGCAACUCUAGGAUGUAUCUGCCGUGCACUUGUUGCUCUAGGCAAAGAGACAUGCUGUCCUCCUCGCGACAUCCCUUCGACGUUGAGGGAACGAAGCUCCAGAGAAUCGCUGAAAAGGGUACGCUCACGUAUCUCGGUUGACUCCUGUUGCGCAAACGGCAUAUCUACAUCUAGAGAUGUUGAAGCAAGCCCAAAGCGACGCAAUGCGUGUGGAUCUGACAAAAGGGUUGUGGAGACCUGCUCUGGCAAUACUUGUUGCAAACCUAAGAGCGCUUCUUCUUGGGAUAACAUCCCUGCUCUUUGCACAUAUGAAAGUCAAACUCGCGCCAGCGCCAAAUCCUUGAAGCUAGAUAACAGAGCCCGCACCGCGAGUGAGAGCAAAACUAGUGACUAUGUUACUAUGGCCCCUGACUUAGAGAGACAGAACAUGGGAAUCGAGCAUGUCGUUCUCUCGGUUUCUGGCAUGACUUGCACUGGUUGCGAGACGAAACUCAACAGAACUUUAGCCACAGUGUCAGGUGUCAAGAAUUUAAAGACGAGCCUCAUCUUGUCCCGCGCUGAAUUCGACGUGGAUCUCAAUAUGUCGAGUGUCAAACAUGUGAUGAAUCAUCUAGAGCGUACUACAGAGUUUCAAUUUGAUGUGAUCACCAGCAGCAGCGGAUCGAGCUUGGAUAUUAUUACGUCUGAGGAUCUAUCAACGUUCAUCAAUCGACCAUGGCCAGAAGGUGUGAUAGAAGUAUUUCCCAUCAACAAGGACGAAAUUCGCGUUUCAUUCGAUCCAGACGUGGUCGGGGCACGCGAUCUUAUCGAGAAACACUGGGCAGGGGUUGCGAGGCUCGCGCCCACCCGCGAUGAUCCAGCACUCGGGGUUGGGAAGAAGCAUGUCCGUCAUGUCGGAUAUAUCACACUUUUGUCUGUGAUUCUUACCAUUCCGGUCUUGGUAUUGGCAUGGGCCCCGAUUCCCGAGCGAGAAAUACCCUAUAGCUCUACCUCACUGGCUCUGGCUACGCUGGUUCAAGUUCUGGUCGUAGGGCCAUUUUAUCCAAAGGCGCUGAAGGCUCUUAUUUUUUCAAAGGUCAUUGAGAUGGAUCUCCUUAUUGUUCUGAGCACUAGUGCAGCUUACAUCUUUUCCCUUGUCUCGUUUGGCUACCUCGUGGCUGGCAACGCGUUGUCAACAGGACAAUUCUUCGAGACCAGCACACUUUUGGUCACCUUAAUCAUGGUUGGGCGUUAUGUUGCCGCGCUUGCCCGUCAGAAAGCAGUCGAGUCAAUCUCUAUUCGAUCACUCCAGAGCCGAAAUGCAGUCCUGGUGGAUGAUGUCAACUCGUUGGAGGGUAGGGAAAUCGACGUCAGGCUUUUACAAUACGGUGACAUUUUUAUGGUGGCCCCCGAUACAAGGAUUCCGACCGAUGGUACCAUUGUGUCUGGCUCAUCAGAAUUAAACGAGUCAAUGAUUACUGGGGAGUCUCGUACUGUCGAGAAGGGCCCCCAAUCUCGCGUUAUUGCUGGGACAAUCAAUGGCUCAGGAACUUUACUUAUCCGGGUCACUCGACUGCCCGGCGACAACACCAUCACCGCCAUCGCUGCAAUGGUGGAUGAAGCUAAGCUAUCCAAACCAAAAAUGCAAGAACUGGCAGAUAAAGUGGCUUCUUACUUUGUCCCCGUCAUUGUGGCCCUAGCCAUUGCCACGUUUGUCGUCUGGAUUGCAGUUGGUGUGGCGGCCCAAGGUAAGUCUGGAUCAGAAGCAGCCGUUCAGUCGAUCACCUACGCCAUUACUGUGCUUAUUGUUUCCUGUCCCUGUGCUAUUGGCCUCGCCGUUCCCAUGGUGGUAGUAUUUGCUGGUGGUAUUGCGGCAGAGAAAGGGGUGAUCUUUAAGUCCGCCGAUGCCAUCGAAGUAGCCUAUAAGGCGUCUCACGUGGUCCUUGACAAAACAGGAACUCUGACCCAGGGCAAUCUAAGCGUAGUCGUCGAACACUGUCUUGAGAACGGUGAAUCACGACUCCCCUUCCUACUAGGCCUCAUCAGUAACAACAAGCACCCGGUCUCCGUUGCAGUUGCAGACCACCUAAGGCGCAAAGGAAUUAUUGCAACAGCUUUCCCAGGAGCCAAAAGUCUGACCGGCCGAGGCAUAGAGGGUGAGAUGGCUGGACAGACGGUGCGGGGAGGGAAUUCUCGUUGGCUAAAUGUUCAAGAUCAGCCGCUGGUACAGCCAGUGCUUCUCCGGGGCUAUACUGUGUUCUGUUUUACCAUCGACGGUGUAUUGUGGGCGGUUUUUGGCCUCGAGGACUCUCUCAGGGAUGAAGCUUCUCAGGUCGUUACCACUCUACUAAGACGGAAUGUGUCCGUCCAUGUGGUAUCGGGUGAUGACCUCGAGCCCGUUCAAAAAGUGGCAUCAAUCCUUGGGAUUCCAGACAGAAAUGUGCAAGCCCACAGCUCUCCAUCUGACAAACAGUCCUACAUUAAGAAUCUUUUGGGAGACUCAUCGAAUGUUGAGCCCGUUGUCAUAUUUUGUGGAGAUGGAACCAACGAUGCUGUCGCGCUAGCGCAGGCGACUGUCGGCAUUCACAUGAAUUCAGGUAGCGACCUUGCGCAGGCUGCUGCCGAUGUGGUGUUAAUGCGGCCAGAUCUAUCCGGAAUUGUGACUGUAAUGGAUACGAGCAAAGUGUCUGUACGGCGCAUCAAAUUUAACUUCGGCUGGAGCUUCAUUUACAACACAUUUGCCGUGCUUCUUGCUGCCGGCGCAUUCGUGAAAGCUAGGAUUCCUCCUGAAUUCGCUGGGCUCGGUGAACUUAUCAGCGUGUUGCCGGUCAUUAUCGCCGCAGCCCUUCUGCGAUGGACCAAGAUCUAG